AUGGUGCCUUCCUCAUCGAUGCGGACCUCUCUGUCCAAUUCAUCUUCUCCUUCACUUAUGUCAACUAAAUCUGCAUUGCCGCCUCUCCUUCCGUCUCCUCCAACUAAGCCUCUGCCACCAGUGGAUGAACCGGAUGGCGAUGUUUCCUCCUCUGUUGUCGCCGAACCUGUUCCACCGGAUCUUCCGUCGGAUGAUUCUCCAACUUUGAAUCAUUUGUCAUUACAAGCUUAUCAUGGCACUUCUGGCAAAUGUACUAUCUACUUUUCUGGGUCGAUUGCAGGCACCACCGUGCGCAUUCUUCUCGAUGGUGGCAGUUCUGACAACUUAAUUCAGAUGGAGAAGAUUCCAAAAAGGAAAUCUCAAUCCAAUCGCUGGGUGAAUAACGAGUGGGACCGGUUGGAUCCAACUGCGACCCAUAUUGAUAAAUGUUCAGCUGAUGCUUCAGAAAAAAAUUAG
Molecule: messenger RNA, 456 nt
Organism: Vicia faba (fava bean)
Lineage: Eukaryota; Viridiplantae; Streptophyta; Magnoliopsida; Fabales; Fabaceae
Source: the annotation of a GenBank genome assembly